Lymnaea stagnalis (great pond snail) is the source of this 5296-nucleotide messenger RNA. The record is from the annotation of a GenBank genome assembly. Lineage: Eukaryota; Metazoa; Mollusca; Gastropoda; Lymnaeidae.
CGUGUGUACCCUUGUGCAAAACAUGUGUGUAGAGAUCCAGGUUUAAUAUGACCUGAAUUUCUUUCAAACAAAUGAAAUCUGCAUGGUGUGUUAUGCAUUUGUUUAUGUCAUUAUUCAUGUCUUUGAAAAAUUCAGACCUUAAUCAACAUUGGCAAGGUUGAAUCCCAAAUUAACAACUUGCGCUCUUGAAAGCAUUUGGAAAAAUUACACGUUUUUAUUUCGUAGUUGUGGUACAAAUCGAACAAGCGACUAUACCUUGCUAAAAACAGCCAAACUAUAAAUCAGUUGAUUAUUUUCUAAGUUAAUUAGAAAGUGUCACUUGUCUACAGUGAACUCAAAGUUAAUUAUCGGGUCCUGUGGGUAUUUCAUCGCCACGCCGCGGUGCUGCUCUGAUACAUUUAACCUGAGAUCGGCUCGCAGCAAGCAAUUUUUUUAUCAUAACAGGUAAGUGGUAAACUGCACAAUAUCAACUUUGAAUAGACUUAACACUAUUUUCUUGUUUAAUGGGAAACUGCACAAUUGAAAUUUUGAAUUGAGAAACAGUAUUUGGAUGUUUUCUCUAUCUCAAGGAUCUCCAAACUACGGACCGCGGGCCGCAUUCGGCCCGCAAGGCCCCUCUCAUCCGACCCGUGGAGACCUUUUUGUCUACGGAAAGAAACGGAAAUUCCCUUCGAGACUGCCAAGAUCAGUCGCCACUUACGUGGCUGUUAUGAUUUUACUGUAUUAAAAUAGACGUGCGCAGUAGUUCCUAAAAUAGCAUGUCUCCAAUGCUGUAAAAAUAUCACGCAACGUUGUGUAGGAAUUAUUGUCAUAACGUUGCAAUUUUUUUUCACAAAUGAACUAGCUAGAUAUCGCUUCAAUAGUACUCAGUAGUAGCAAUAUUACAGUAAUAUUUCGUCAACGGUAUCUUCAAUGUGCUGAUUCAGUGGUUCUUAUAUUGUUUAGAUUCCCGGCGCUUAUGCCAAAUUCAGGUAUUCAUCAUUCCUUUGAUGACCUCUCGGAUACUACUUUUCACUUAAGUGCUAGUUUGAUUUGAUUCAGUUUUGACUGUUGUUUGUUUACUGCGGUGGAAAUGCUGCACCUGGGGUGAAGCCGGAAAAUGGUGCCAAUUAAUAUAUAGAAAAAGUGCCCCCGGGGCGGGUGAAUAAAAAAGACGAUUCCCCCCCCCCCUUUUUUUUUUCCUCGUCUUACUCAAGUAUAUGGGAUUUGAUAUUUUAAUUCACUAUUAAAAUUAAAAUUGAAAUGAAUCCUUAAGUAAAGCCAGUUAUAAAGUUGCCUACGUCCUUGCUAAAUGAGGCAAACCGUUUACAGAUGGUGAAGUGGUGAAGGAAUUUUUGUGCGUGUUUUUUGUUUGUUUGUGGUGGCUGAGGAACUUUGCCCAGAAAAGUCAAAACAAUUUUAAAAUGUAGCUUUGUGUGCAAAUACCAUUGCCCGCAGACAUGGGGAAAACAGUGUGACUUAAAUAGCGAAAAAUGCAAGCAAGUUUCGCAAUUUUUCAAUUGCAAUGGAUGAGUCGCUGGACAGCUGUUCCACCUCACAACUGCUUGUGUUCAUUAUAGGUGUGGAUGAAGACAUGAACAUAACACAAGAACUGGCUUCCUUACAUAGCUAGUGCGACACUGUUACCGGAGAGGAUAUAUUCAUUAGUUGAAAAAAAAAACAUUUGCUGAUUAUAACUUGGACUGUUGAUGGAGGAAGGACCAUGAGUGGCUUAAAGAAAGGCUUGGUUGGACAAGUGAAGCAGAUGUGUAAUGAGAAAAAAAAUAUUCUACAACCAAUGUUCCUGCACUGUAUUAUUCACCAGCAAGCUUUGUGUGCUAAAUAUGUGGACAUUAGCAGUGUACUGAAUCCUGUGCUGAAGAUGGUGAAUUAAAUAAGACCACAAAAGCUCAACCAUAGGCAGUUCAGAGACCUGUUGAAAGAUACAGACACUGAAUCUCAAGAUUUACCAUAUUGCAAAGCAGCAAUAAGAUGGCUAAGUUGUGAGAAAGUUCUGAGCAGAGUAUUUAAGUUAAGAAAGGAAAUAGGUGACUUCCUGGAAAGUAAAGGCAAGCCACAGUCAUUAGUGUCUGAUGAACAGUGGGUAUAAAAUUGGUCUUUGCUGUAGACUAGCUAGUCAUUUAAAUUUUCUGAACCUAAAACUACAAUGAGAGGAAAAUCUAGUUUCUCAUCUAUACAACCACCUAAAGGCAUUUAGAUCCAAACUCGUCUUGUUUCUGGAACAGGUACAGGCCAACAACUUGACACAUUUUCAGCAGUGGACGGUCGUCAUGGCUGAAGCAACAGCGGAGUUCCCCACGUCAUUUGCAUGCGAGAUCAUCAAAGACCUCCAGCUACAGUUUUAGUCGCGGCCCUCGGGCUGAAAAGUUUGGAGACCCCUGACCUAUCUCAUAAUUAACAUAAUCACAUAAUUAAUACCAUCCAGUUCUCACGUUCUGCCCUGAAGGCCCUAAGUUAGUUCUCGUCCAUUGAAAUGUAUUCAUAGAUUUUAUUCUCCAAAUAUUUGUGAGGGGGGGGGGAGGCGCGUUUGAAUAUAUAUUUAACAACAACAACAACGAAAUCACCACAAUAGAAAACUUUAAAUAAAACAUUAGUAAUUAUUAAAAUAUUGUUGACAUUAUCAUUAUUCUUUGUUGUCACACAAGUUGUCAGUUAUUGACAUGGUGCAGGAAAUUGCAACACUUUAUUUCAAAUAGAAACCAACAGAUGAGGACGUUGACUGAAUGAAAAGUUAAACCUCAGCAAAGCAAUCUAGAAAACGGAUUUUAUAUAAAUGUAUCAAGUGUACUCACCGCAUCAUACCCACUUCUAUCAGCCCACAGAGUGCCACAUAGCCCCUUCCAUCCGCACACUCAGUGCCACAUACCCACUUCUAUCAGCUCUCUUAGUGCCACAUACCCACGUCUAUCAGCCCACUCAGUGCCACAUACCCACUUCUAUCAGCUCUCUUAGUGCCACAUACCCACUUCUAUCAGCCCACUCAGUGCCACAUACCAACUUCUAUCAGCCCACUCAGUGCCACAAACCCACUUCUAUCAGCCCACUCAGUGCCACAUACCCACUUCUAUCAGCCCACUCAGUGCCACAAACCCACUUCUAUCAGCCCACUCAGUGCCACAUACCCACUUCUAUCAGCCCACUCAGUGCCACAAACCCACUUCUAUCAGCCCACUCAGUGCCACAAACCCACUUCUAUCAGCCCACUCAGUGCCACAAACCCACUUCUAUCAGCCCACUCAGUGCCACAUACCCACUUCUAUCAGCCCACUCAGUUCCACAUACCCACUUUACACCAGCCCGUCAACAACUUUGAUUAUUGAAUUUCGUCUUCUUCUUUAGUGUCUCAUCGAAGUUGAUAAGUAAAAUCGAUAGAGUGUAAAACAGUAAAUUUGUUUUAAAUUGUGUCUUCAGGUUGUGGUACAUAGGACACACUGACCAUGAAGGAGAUUGGUCUUGGCUUGCUCAUUUUUUUAAACCUACUUAUAGGUGGUCAAACCGCGUGCUCGAUUUCCGACUGGACCCUGAGCUUUGACAAAGAAGGACAUUCCCAAUGUAACAGAGCUAACACCUAUAUACAAGGUUUCGAGCGCAGUGCAAGACAGAGCGGAAAUAAUGACGGGUUAGGUCUGAUAGAAGGUGCCCAGUGCUGCUCCCCGAACUCCCCAUGGACUAGCUCUAGAACGCAGACGGUCUUUGCGGAUUGGACGAAACUGUUUGACAACAACAACGUGUGGGCCAAUUGCCCGGCUGGCUAUUUCCUUCAAGGUCUGUACAGAACAGGACAAUUCCCUGGUCUGCUUCACAACAUAGAAGAGGGUAGAUGCACAAAACCCGCCGACCAUCCGAAUUACUACGGGCAGUGCUACGAUGAGGAUAUCAGUGUUUGCUUUGAUGAUAAAGGUUUGUGCAAGUGCAAGGAUGAUUACUUAGUAGCAGGACUAUACCGAGGAACUUGUGACAACCUAUAUUGCCUGGAGACCCUGAAAUGUUGCAAGAUGGCUGACAAGCCAGAAGAUCUGGACGAGCUCUACAAGGUCAAGUCCCGUGUCAUGGACACAACUAUGUCAGACAUCGCUGUCAUAGCACAUUACCUGGGUUACGGCUGGUGCGCCGGGUGCAGAGCUCUUUACGUGGGUGAAGAUUUCAGACGUGACGGUGACACUUGGCGUGCUGACAAAAGUGGGGCGUGCCAGGGGUACAAGAACGAGCAGCGCCUCGCUAUGGCAUACGGCGACUGGGGCUUUUCCAUGAAAGACAUCAAAUAUGGUGAUCCAGUCAUAGAGGAUCUGACGCCGGAGUCCAUCGACAGUGGGACCAUUUAUAACAAUGAUAAUACGGAAGUUACAAAAAGCAUUCAGAGAUCAGAGACAAGCGUGAGAAGUGUGACUCACACGACGACGAGCUCUUGGAAAAACAGCCACGAAUUGGGUCUAACGGUCAGCUACACACCUCCCUCCGCCACCGGUGGUGCCGGAGUCUCAGCGUCCUACAAAUUCAACUACGAGUCUGAAACGAGUGUAACAGAUGAGACCAACAGCCAACAGUCCAACACGUUCACCGUCAGCUCGUCCAAAACCCUCAAGCCUUACUCAGCCGUAAAGUGGGAUCUGAUCUUAUCUAAGGCGCGCACGACCGUGACCUACACUGCGACCAUCGUAGCAAAAUUUUCAACUGAGCUUCAAGGAUUUUUGCGUUGGGGAGGUGGUCCUAACGACCCCAACACCAAUUACCACUACCAGUAUCACGGUAGCGGCGACCGCCCGACAGUCAAUUACAGGUUCGGAGACAGCAAAGUACCUUUCUACACUGCACUCAAACGAGAGAGCGACACCAACAGCAGACCGUGGAUGUGGUACGAAAUGAAAAACGCUUACUCCGACGCUGCUUACCGCAUCGACGACCUUGCCAACGACGCCAGAUAUAUCUUCACUCUCAGCGGAAAAUUUGAGGAUGUGCUGGGUAAAAAGGUGGACAUCCACUGGGACACUAUUCCAUUGAAUGCUUCAGCACCCGUCGUAGACCCGAGCAGUUAUCGUCUAACAAACACCAGCCAUAUUGCUCUGAGUGGCCGAGAUGAUAAGCCAGCGGCUGUCAAGCUUCCUGAUACGCCACUGACACAGUUUCUGCUCCUUCAACAGUCUGAUUCUAACUUUACUAAAAUCGCUCCUUCUGAUGGAUCGGAAAACUGAAUUAAAAAUAUAAAGCAUUGCUCGAAAUGUUUUUUUUUUUUUUUAAAUGAUAUUACUUAAGAAAUUUUUGCAAAUAAAAUUCAUUUUUUUAAUUAUUUUAAGGAGGA